AUGAAUUCUGAAGCCAAUAAACCCUCGGGUUGUCUUCUCGCCGUACUUCGACUGCUUCGUUUUCUUCUCGGAGUAUCGAACGAAGCAGAUUCCGCCGGUGGUUCAGCGGCCUUGCCUUAUCGCCUUCGCGACGAUUUCCUAUCGCAGGCUGAAUUCUCGUUCUAUCGAGUGCUCCUAUCGACCGUAGGCGAUCGGGCCGUGAUCUGCCCGAAGGUAAACUUGAACGAUCUGUUCUUCGUCACCCAACCCCACGAGAACCAACGGUUUCGCAACAAGAUCGAUCGCAAGCAUGUCGACUUCGUCCUGUGCGAUCCGCGCACGAUGAAACCUCUUGCAGGGAUCGAACUGGACGACGCGAGUCACCGCCGGAGCGACCGCCAAGCUCGCGAUGCCUUCGUCGAUGAUGUGUUCGACUUGGCCGGAUUGGAACUCGUACGUUUUCCAGUUCAAGCAAGCUACAACACCAAGGAGAUCGCCGCAGAACUUGCCCCACAUCUCACAACGCCUCCGGUGAAUGAACCAUCGCCCCCUCCCAUAGCUAGGCGAGUGAAGGCACCGCUGCAGCCGAAGGUGCAUCGCCGGCCGUGUGGCGUUACCAAUGCAACGACUGCGGUCGCAAGUUCGCCGGCGCCGCCCACGAAACGUUGGCCUCUUAACGGUAUUCGCCGAACCCUUGAAGCAACCCAGCCGCGGUCUCUACGUGCGCAAGACUCGCGGGUGGCCCGGCCGCGCCGGCCGGGUCGGCGAAGCCGACAGGAUGUCCUGAGAAUGGGCUUCCAUGCCGAAACGGCGGAGGUUUAG
Molecule: messenger RNA, 801 nt
Organism: Cladocopium goreaui
Lineage: Eukaryota; Dinophyceae; Suessiales; Symbiodiniaceae
Source: the annotation of a GenBank genome assembly